This is a messenger RNA of Chrysoperla carnea, 1617 nucleotides long. Its product is annotated as UDP-glycosyltransferase UGT5-like. The record is from RefSeq and is a predicted model, not a curated record. Lineage: Eukaryota; Metazoa; Arthropoda; Insecta; Neuroptera; Chrysopidae. The transcript is spliced from 3 exons. Gene Ontology annotation, molecular function: UDP-glycosyltransferase activity. Bases 10 to 1587 code for a protein of 525 amino acids.
GCUGGUCAGAUGCCUUGCUCAAUGCGUUUAUUGUUAUUUACAUUAAUAGCUCAUUUUAUUACUUUCAACAAUGCUGCUAAUAUUUUAGCCUUGUUUCCGAUGGUAACUAAAAGUCAUUCAAUGAUUGGAUAUGAUUUGUGUGAAACGUUAGCAAAACGAGGACAUAAUGUUACUCACGUAAGUGCUUUUCCAAGAGGAACCAAAUUACAAAAUUAUCAUGAAGUGGAUUUAAUUGAUUUUGUUAAUCCUUUCCAAGCAACACAAAAUGGGAGUAAUGGUAUACUGACAACUUUUAAUAAGAACGUGGUUACUCAUACAAAUGAAGUUUUCGAUUUUCUUACUGAAGUAACCGAUACUGUUUUAAAAGAUAGACACCUACAAAAAAUAUUACAUUCAAAACAAAAAUUUGAUGUUAUUAUAAUGGGAGCAUUUGCUCAGGAAGCGUUACUAGGUAUCGGUCAUCAUUUUAAUGCACCAAUAAUCAUAACAUCACCACCUGGAAUGUGUACGUAUGUAGAUGAUUUAGUUGGAAACCCUGCACCAUUUUCUUAUGUUCCAAAUAUUAUGUUAAAUUAUUCGGAUCGGAUGACAUUUUUUCAACGAUUAGUGAACUCAUUGUUUGGUUUUUAUAUAAAUAUUUACAAACAAGUCGUUCAUUAUCCAGCCCAAAAUAAAAUUUUGCAUAAAUAUUUCCCAAGUGCUCCUGAUCUACAUGAGUUGACAAAGAAUGUAGCCAUUAUAUUCAGUAAUUCACAUGAAACUACUUUAUAUCCUCGACCAUUUGUCCCAAAUGUUGUACAAGUUGCUGGAUUACAUGUGGUACAGCCAAAACCCUUGCCUACUGAGUUGCAAAUGCUUAUGGAAAAUGCUCCAUACGGCAUUAUUUACUUUAGUUUGGGAUCAAAUAUCCGUAGUCAAGAAAUGCCAGUUGAAAUUAAAAAAAGUUUUAUCGGGGCCUUUUCGAAAUUAAAACAAAAAGUGUUAUGGAAAUGGGAUGAAUCAACUAUUGAAGGUUUAUCGGAUAAUGUUCACCUUGGUAAAUGGUAUCCACAAACAGACAUAUUAGCACAUCCGAACGUCAGACUUUUUAUAACACAUGGUGGACGCUUAAGUACAAUUGAAGCUCUCGUACGAGGUGUUCCUUUGAUUGGAAUACCAAUGUUUGCUGAUCAGUUUAUUAAUAUGAAUAUUGCCAACAAACAUGGAUAUUGUCUAAUGUUAGAUUAUCAAAAUAUUACCGAAGAAACAAUUUCUAAUGCAAUCAAUGAAGUUCUUUCUACUAAAAAAUACUUUGAAAAUGUAAAACGGCAUUCAAACAUUAUAAAUGAUCAAUUAGUGCAUCCAUUAGACAAAGCCGUUUAUUGGGUAGAAUAUGUAAUUCGACAUAAAGGUGCUCCACAUCUACGAUCAGCUGGUGCAGAUAUACCAUUGUAUCAAUAUUUAUUACUUGAUGUAAUUGGAUUCAUUUUAUUGAUUUUAUUGUUAAUAUUUAGUAUUAUUUAUUUUAUUGUAAAAAAUGUAAGACAAUAUUUUAAACAUUUCCUUAAAGCCAAACAUACAAAUAUUAGAAAACGUAAAACUGAAUAAUAAACCAUCUACUUUAUUUUGUUGGUAUUA